Molecule: messenger RNA, 1582 nt
Organism: Verruconis gallopava
Lineage: Eukaryota; Fungi; Ascomycota; Dothideomycetes; Venturiales; Sympoventuriaceae
Exons: 4
Coding region: 33-1196 (387 amino acids)
Source: RefSeq, a predicted model, not a curated record
UUUGCUGGCCAAGCCGCAGGGACUUGACGUGCAUGACGCGCAGGAUGGGCUUUUCGUUCUCCGUCCAGCUCCCAAAAGGCCCAUCGCCCGACUCGUCAUGGCCUCACCGACACACACACAACCCGCACUCCUCCACCCGCAACCACAACCACAACCACGCCCGUUGUCCAACCCUGUUCGCAGCCCUCAAUCAGCCUCUCAAUGCCCUUUCUGGCUGCCAGAGGCCCACGCUAAAAAUCUGUCUCUCACGAUCGCCUCUGCAGUGCGUGCAUCUUGCCCCGCUCGCACUUCACAGACCCGACCACCCUCGCCCCCAUUUUAGCGCUAAAGGGCGUCGUUAUUAUCACGUCCUUUUGAUCGCCCCUGUGUCGCAAUCUUGUCUUCAUCUCCUCUUCGUGAGGUUCGACGCUCGCCUCCGGAGUGAUUUGGUCUUUCUUUUUUUCAUUAAAAUCGCAAAGAUGACUCGCCAGAUCAUUUAUGGCGGUGCCUUUGUGCUUACUGUGGCCUGCACGGCCAUGACGAUAGCGAGCAUAGUGGUGCCCAGUUGGAUCCGAUGGGACAACGGCACGCCGUCGUCACCGACUGUUUCCUACGGCCUACACAAACGAUGCUCGUCCGUAACCGGCAUCUGCGAGACGUUCCCACAGGAUUCUGACUGUAGCCGAGAUUCGGGCUUCUGUUCGAUGUGGCGCAGCGUUGGUUUCCUCAUGUCCUUCGCUGUCCUAAUCGAGCUUGCCACCCUCGUUGGCUAUAUCAUCAUCGUGCUGGGCGGCAAGCAGACCCGUGACUACGGAUGGAAGAUCAUCUGCACCCUUCUCGCCUUCGUCACCGUCGUGCAAUGUGCUGGAAUGGCCAUUGUCGCCUACCUCUACGACAACGAUCCUCGAUUCAUCAUGGGCUGGAGACUUGACGUUUCCUGGAUCCUUUGCACCAUCAGCUGGUGUCUGGCCCUACUUACCGCCUUAGGCAUAAGUGCUGCGAGCUACGUCCUUCCUGAAGAAGGCGGAUAUGAGAUAAUUCCUGACGAACAGCCGCAUCUCCAAGAAGAGCGGCAUUUUGGACGCGCGGGCAUCACGUCGUGGCUAGGUGGCCAUGAGGAUGGCUAUGCUGAGGAUUUUGACGAGGACGGGUACCACACGAGCUUGGGCAGGAGCUCAAGUUACAGCAAGAGCUCUACGUUAGGGAAGAGUUUAUGAGGUUUCGGAGCAGCAAGAAACGGUCCUGAUAUUUGGUGGUGGCGUUAACCAUACACACUGUCUUGGGCGCCAUGGCCAAUGUUGGCUUGUAACCAUUUCCUUUAUUCUCCCUUUUCCCCCCCUCUCCAUUUGGGGGUCUACAUUGGCUGGGCGUUUUGUUCGCGUUAUGAUAUCCCCCGUCGCCCAAGCUGGCGCUGUCUUCCAUUCCGCACAGCAUGGUUUCCAGGGUUCUUCAAGGCAUCUAAGUAAUAAUCCGUGGUCACACAGUUCUCGGGACUUUCUAGACGCAUUUAUAACGUCUUAGCAUAUGAGUCUGCAAUUGCAUGAGCCUUCGGCAAAGUUUUUGACGACCAUUGAAUCUUCGACACAUCGUCCUGCGCGAUUCC